This is a messenger RNA of Closterium sp. NIES-65, 897 nucleotides long. NCBI's taxonomy places the organism in Eukaryota, Viridiplantae, Streptophyta, Zygnematophyceae, Desmidiales, Closteriaceae. The record is from the annotation of a GenBank genome assembly.
AUGGCCACCCCUAGUGUCCUAACCUUUGACGCCGAGGGUCGCGCCAUUGAUUUUGAGGUCUGGCUAGAUGACCUGCAGCUUUUCUUACAGUGCGACAGAGCUGACAGCCUUUCUCUCUUUGACCUCACCUCUGGCGCCUCUCCUGCUCCUGCUGCCGAUGCUGAUCCCACUGUCCGCUCUCAGUGGGCCACCCGCGAUGCUGCUGCACGUCUUGCUGUGCGUCGCCACCUCCCUACCUCUGAGCGUGCGCAUUUUAGUCAGUACAAGAGUGCUCAGACCUUGUACGACGCUGUAGUUGCGCGCUACUCCUCUCCUGCCACUGCUGCACUGAGCCGUCUCAUGCUUCCCUACCUCUUUCCUGACCUCUCUGCCUUUCCCACUGUCGCUGACCUCAUUACGCACCUCCGCACUAGUGACACUCGCUACCGCGCCGCCCUUCCUGCUGAGUUCUGCGCUAAGAACCCCCCCCCCAUGUACAUCACUCUCUACUACGUAGUCGCGCGCCUCCCUGACUCCCUCCGCGUAGUCAGGGACCACUUUCUCGCGGUCUGUCCCACCACUCUCACCGUCGACCUCCUCGAGAAGGCCCUCCUCGCAGCGGAGAAGAGCAUAGUCGCUGUAGGUGCCUCUCGUGGUGACCCUCGCACCCCCAUCUUUGAGGGGUGCUCUCCUUCCCCCUUGCUGCCCUCUGUUGCCUCUGCUGCUGCGGCCGACCUGCUUGGUCUUGAGUCGGUCGGCGCGGCGUCUGCCCCUAGUGGGAGACGUCGCUCUGGCAAGGGCAAGGGGGGCAAGGGCGUGGGCGGAGCUGGAGGGGGCGGUGGCGGUGGCGGCGGGGGCGGCGGAGGGAGUGGGGGUACUGGUCCCUGCGCCUACGGCCUUCCUGUGUGUCCCAGGUAG